AUCGCAAGUCAUCCAGUCCAGGACGGACGCAUAUAGAAUGAAAAGAGAACGAUGACAGAGAUACAUAUCCCAAACUUUGACGACGAUGAAGACCUCCCCCUUCCCGUCUUUCCAUCGACUCAUUCGUCCUCCAACUCGUUCGAUUCGAGCUCUGGCUCGCCAGGAGGGGCUUCGGGAAGCUACAGCAAGCGUAGCGCGAGUCCGUUUACGAGAAAAAAGAAACCUCGAGCCGAUUCGUCAGAAUCGUCUUCCAGGUCGCCUUUCGCUUUUCCUCAUUCCCACCCGCACCAGGCAGGCAUGAUCGCCGGUUCGUCUGCCUCGGGAGCACAUUAUACAAAGGUUUCGGAUAACUACUCGACGAACCAGCAGCAAACACCAUCGAGACCGACGUUUAAACAACGAUCGGCAUCAUCCACUCAGCCCAACCUCAACUCGCACAUUACCCGUAAUCACGCCGAUCCUUCCCCAAUCUCAGCUGUUCCAGGAUCAUCCUCUAGCACGAGCUUCUUCUCUAUGCCAACAUCUCUGUCCGCUUCGAUCAACCCAUCCACGGGUUAUGCGGGGUUCGCGAAUCUGCCCGCCGCGGGGGAGAGCUCGACGUCGAUCACCUCCCCGCCCAACCCGGCAUUUCAUCACUCGGAACGCCCGAGCAUGCCUACGAAAAAGGGGAGUUUCGCCAACCUGAAGAACGCUUUCAAGGCGGCUACUUCAGGCAAGAGUUCGGCGGCAGCUCCGUCGUCAUCGAGUGGAGCGGGAGUUGGAACCGGAUCGGGGAUCUCAAGUCCAGGCGCUCAUAACAGUAAUAACUACCACGGGAAUGGCCAUAUGAAUGGCAACGGAUCCGGUCCGUCUACCCCGACGUCCGCGCAGACACCUGUUGGGAACACGUAUCCUGCAUUGAGGAACCCGUUCAGUCGGAGUUUCAGCUCGAACGCCUUGCCAGGUACUGCACCUGCGUCGGCGGGGGUCCACCCGAGUGGGAUAUCGCUGCGGUCUGUCGAGCGGACGGGCUCAGCGUCUACGUCGGCUGCGGGAGCGGGAGGCUCGCUCGGACCUCAGAGCGGAAAGACUUCGAUGGGCGGGAAGAUGUAUAGGGUCAAGGAUAGGCCGUCGGCGCAGACCCAAUAUCAGCCGGCAACGUCGUCUAGAAAGCUCGGAAUGUCUAACGCGUCAAAUCGGCAACCAGUCCAACAACAUCAGCAACAGCGCAAUCACCAUCGUGCACAGGCAUCGAUCACGACUGCGAGUUCGAUCGGUUCCGGGUCUGUGGGGUCGCGGUACAACUCCAGCGGAGUGUCCCGGGUUCGGGAAGACGUCGAGGAGGAAUCAACCAUGACGAGACCUCCCGGUUCAGCCCCGCUCUAUCCUUCGAAAAGAGCUUCUCACGGGUACUCGUCCAGCGAUCAUAGCCUGCAGCCGCAUCAUCACCCGCGGCAGGCCGAUCUUCAUAAUCUCGUACAUCAACAACCCGGUGCAGAGAGUUUCGUGAUUCCCGAGCCUCGAAGUCCAGGUGAGAUCGUCAUGCACGAGCUCUUCCGGCGGUUCGUGUCCCGUUCUGCGGACAAGCUGGACCACGUCGUGGGGCAACCGCUGUUCAACGCAGAGCCGGGUUUGGGGUUCGUAGCUCCAGGUAAAGACACUGGGUACGACGACCUGCUCAGGUCGGUUGCGGGUGUGUCGAAGGAUUAUCCGCGGGAGGUCAUUGAAUUCGUUUCGGGGUGGGGAAAGAGUCAGGGUGGGUCGGUGCAGCUGGAAGAGCAAGAAGACAUGGUGAAAGACCCUCGGAUGCGGGAGAUCGAGGCGAUACUCGAUGAAAGGCGAAGGUCGACGGCUCAAUACAUCGUGCAUCGGACAUUCUUAGAGAGCAUCCGCCAGAACAAUCAGCUGGAACCAACCUUGUUUGUAGAGAUGGAGCAGGGCGUCUUUGAGGCGUAUACGGCACAGGAAUCGUCACUCCAGAGUGCUACCCCGCUCGAUCAUAGAAUGGCUACCGACAUGACGCUGGAGCUGCUCAGCGCCAUGUCAGCUCGUUCACCGAAUCCGAUCGUCGAACGUUUCCUCACACGGCUGGCUGCCCUUCUGGACUCCCAGGCAGCUCCAGAGGAAACGGACGGACGAUCGACGGUACGGCACCUGCUCAGAGGCUUGCUGUCAUUGCCAGAUUCGGUCGUGCUGAAUUCUCCAAGUACGCUAGGGACGCUGGGUAUGCUAUUCUCACAGUCUGGCUCGUCUGGCAUCCGAGAAGCCUUUGCGUUGGAGUUGCUUCCUUUCCUGAAACGGCUAGAAAAGUUACCUGUCGUUACUAUAGAACCCUUUGAACAGGCCAUCUCCACCAUAUCGAGCCAGGCGGACAGACUCUCGACCGAGCCAGGACUUUGGUCACUAGCAUUCCCGCUCUCAGUGACAUGCCUGAAUCUAGCACCAAGUGAUGAACACGAGCGAGCAUGGCAGUUCCGGCUGGAUCAAGCGGCAGGUAUGCUGAAAAGUCCACAGCACCGAGCCUGCCACGCUGCUGCACUUGCUGGAAUGUUACGUAUAGUCCAGGGAUGCGCCCGACGCCAAGCGAGGUCGAAUACGCCGGUGGAUGACCUGUUCUCGGUCAUCAAACGUGUCGCAUGUGGAACCGAAGGCGAAGCUCUGGCCGGGCUGCUAUCGCUCUCGGAAGCAGCCUCGGGAGUCUUGGACGGAUAUGCUCAACGGCGGGUGGCAUCAAUCGACAUCGAGCUCAACGCAAGCCGUACGACACCAGACACGCAGGACGCAACAAUGAGGGUACGGACGAUCAAUAAAGUGCCAGAGCCAGAGCGCACAUUUGCAAACGGGUCCCUCCCCAAAGACGACACGCUGGGCGACUUGGUUGGAACGCUGCAUGAGCUGAAUCAGUUCUUUACGGAGGCUGACCAUGACGAGGACGGCGAUAUCGGCGUGAACAACGAAAUGAUCACGCCAGUCAGACAUGGCAGGAUGAGGACGGCGCGACCUGGCGGUGCUGGCUCGAGAGGUACAUCGAUGUCAUCGACCGAGUGGAAUCUCGGUAUAUCGCCGUCGGCGUCUUCCGAUUCAGAAGACCAAGACCAUACCCUCUCUCCGCAAGUCGAAGCCUGGCGGUAUGUUGGCGGAGCAGCCUCUCGUCAUCGAGCGCGGCCUUCGAUGUCGUCGUCUGGUUCUGCGCAACGUGGGAGAAACAUGUUUGAUCUCGAGGAGGAGACGACGCCGAGUCGCGGUGACGCUCCGAGGCAAUAUCCCGCAUCAGCCGGUGGUCAGCAGAGAAAACCGGGUCAAUUGCGCGCGCUGGUAUUAGGGGGUACAAGGUUGUAGUAGCAAGAGUCGAGAUUCAUAAACAGCGAUCAUCAGUCCG
This is a messenger RNA of Filobasidium floriforme, 3358 nucleotides long. RefSeq lists its product as uncharacterized. NCBI's taxonomy places the organism in Eukaryota, Fungi, Basidiomycota, Tremellomycetes, Filobasidiales, Filobasidiaceae. The record is from RefSeq and is a predicted model, not a curated record. The coding region runs from base 52 to 3318 and encodes 1088 amino acids. The transcript has 8 exons.